AUUAAUAACAGAGGAAAACAUUUAUUAUUUUACAUAUGAAGACUUAAAGAGAGGACUAAAUUUCUAGAGUCCCUCUCCUCUCCUUGUCUCUCCCUUGUGUUUUCAAGCCGAAGGAGAGGGAAGCAAGAGGGAUUUCUAUUUUCUUUCCUUUUCCCAGGACGUAGUCAUUCAAGAAGCGCAUGGCCUCGCUUGGAGAUAUUUGUCUGGCAGCAAUAAUCAACAUUCUGUCUGCAUUUGGAUUCUUUAUUGCAUUUGCUCUACUACGACUUCAACCGGUUAAUGAUAGAGUAUAUUUUCCUAAAUGGUACCUUAAAGGGAUAAGAACCAACCCAGGACGUUCAGGAAAUGUUGUAACCAAGUUUGUGAACUGUGAUCUCAGAACAUACCUUAGAUUUUUGAGUUGGAUGCCAGCAGCACUGAACAUGCCGGAACCUGAAUUAAUUCACCAUGCAGGCCUAGAUUCUGCUGUGUAUGUUCGCAUCUAUCUACUUGGGUUAAAAUUAUUUGUCCCCCUAACUGUCCUUACGUUUGUGGUCUUGCUGCCUGUUAAUUGGACUGGUGGAGCUCUGGACCGUAUUAACAAUUUAACGUUCAAUGACAUUGACAAGCUUUCAAUAUCUAAUAUUGCACCUGGAUCAAACAGGUUUUGGGCGCAUAUAGUAAUUACAUAUGCCUUUACAUUUUGGACUUUCCAUGUGCUACAUAAAGAGUAUAAGAAUAUAGCAUCUACGAGGCUGUGUUAUCUUGCAUCUGAAACCCGUCGUCCAGAUCAAUUUACUGUCCUCGUGAGAAAUGUCCCUCCAGAUCCGGACGAAUCAGUUAGCGAGCAUGUUGAACAUUUCUUUUCUGUAAAUCACCGUGAGCAUUAUCUCACCCAUCAGGUUGUAUAUAAUGCGAAUGCACUUGCAAAACUUGUCGACAAAAGGAAAGGUCUGCAGAAUUGGCUUGUUUACUAUGAAAACAAGUUUACUAGAAAUCCUUCAAAGAGGCCAACCUGUAAGACAGGACUUUUUGGAAUCAGUGGGACGAGAGUGGAUGCAAUUGACUAUUACACUGCUAAGAUUGAGGAGCUAAGAAAUGAAGAAGCUCUCGAAACCGAAAAGAUAAUGACCGACCCUAAGGAGAUAAUUCCAGCAGCAUUUGUCUCAUUUAAAAGUCGAUGGGGUGCAGCUGUCUGUGCUCAAACCCAGCAAUCAAGUAAUCCAACGUUAUGGUUAACUGAGUGGGCUCCUGAACCUCGUGACAUUCAUUGGCAAAAUCUUUCUGUCCCGUUUGUGGAGAUUACUAUUCGGAGGUGUAUUAUGACCGUCGCGCUUUUCUUUCUGACCUUUUUCUUCAUGAUUCCGAUUGCAUUUGUUCAGUCUCUUGCGAAUAUUGAGGGUAUACAGAAGGUUGCGCCAUUCUUAAAACCUAUAAUGGAAGCGCCUGUUGUUAAGUCGUUCAUACAAGGUUUUCUGCCGGGGAUUGCAUUAAAACUCUUCCUUAUCAUUCUUCCAUCAAUACUAAUGACUAUGUCCAAGAUAGAGGGUUACACAUCAUUGUCAGCAUUGGACAGAAAGUCGGCAGCAAAAUACUACAUUUUCGUCUUUGUUAACGUGUUUCUUGGGAGCAUAAUCACUGGAACAGCAUUUGAGCAACUCGAAAAGUUUCUCCAUCAAUCUACUACCGAGAUUCCCAAAACCAUUGGUGUGUCCAUCCCCAUGAAAGCAACAUUUUUUAUCACCUACGUAAUGGUGGAUGGUUGGGCAGGAAUUGCUGCCGAGAUUCUUAGGUUGAAACCAUUGGUCGUGUUUCAUUUAAAGAAUGCAUUUCUAGUUAAAACCGAGAAAGAUAGAGAAGAAGCUAUGGAUCCUGGGAGCCUGGAAUUUGCAACAUCUGAACCGAGGAUACAGUUGUAUUUCUUGCUUGGCCUUGUCUAUUCAGUAGUGACACCGAUUCUGCUUCCUUUCAUAGUAGUCUUCUUCGGUUUGUCUUACGUUGUUUUCCGACACCAGAUUAUAAACGUCUACAACCAACAGUAUGAGAGCGGGGCAGCAUUCUGGCCAGACGUACAAAGGCGCUUGAUAACUGCAAUUAUAGUAUCACAGCUUCUGCUCAUGGGCUUGUUGAGUACCAAAAAAGCAUCUCAUUCUACGCCCUUGCUCCUCGCCCUCCCGGUAUUGACCAUAUGGUUUCACAUAUACUGCAAGAAUCGAUUUGAGCCCGCAUUUGUAAAGUUCCCAUUGCAGGAUGCAAUGGUGAAGGAUACAUUAGAGCAGGCUACCGAGCCAAACUUAAAUUUGAGAGCUUACCUUCAAGAUGCAUACAUUCACCCGGUUUUCCAAAAGGACAAGGUCGAGAACCCAGUUGCCAUUGAUCAGGAAGAAACUAGCCCUCUCGUGCGCACAAAGAGGACUUCUCAAAGAAACACACCCGCAGAAAGCAAACAUGGUUCUGAUGCCGGUUCAGAGAUUGAUUUCUAGCUAUUGACUUUACAUCAUUGUUUGUCUUUAAAUGCUUCGUUCAAGCAAGUUAAAAGAUACCAAACUAAGGAGUACGAAGGUUAUGAGAUAGAUUCAUUAGAGUUUCUUUUGUGUUUUCUUUUUUCUUGGUCAUAUAUUUAUCUCCCCUUGUAAAUUAUCACUACUUCACGUGAACAGAAACCUUACUCUUUGAAACAAUUGGAUUUAGUGAGAAGUAACAAGGAAAGGAUUGCAGUUUCAAUACAGCCAUUCAAAGGGCAAUUGUAUAUAUAUAUACUUCUAAUGGAAGUUGAGGGGGAGUAUUGCCGAUUCAAUGGCGGACUUUCU
Asparagus officinalis (garden asparagus) is the source of this 2789-nucleotide messenger RNA. RefSeq names its product CSC1-like protein At4g02900. Gene Ontology annotation, cellular component: plasma membrane. Bases 180 to 2462 code for a protein of 760 amino acids. Gene Ontology annotation, molecular function: calcium-activated cation channel activity. The transcript is spliced from 13 exons. The record is from RefSeq and is a predicted model, not a curated record. Lineage: Eukaryota; Viridiplantae; Streptophyta; Magnoliopsida; Asparagales; Asparagaceae.